Messenger RNA from Daphnia magna, 6450 nucleotides. RefSeq lists its product as uncharacterized. The transcript is spliced from 5 exons. The coding region runs from base 780 to 5039 and encodes 1419 amino acids. The record is from RefSeq and is a predicted model, not a curated record. Lineage: Eukaryota; Metazoa; Arthropoda; Branchiopoda; Diplostraca; Daphniidae.
UCUCAACCCGAGUCCGAACAGUCUGCGGCUGGCUUCCAACCAGCGCUGACGCACCCGCCUUCCACAGUUUAAAAACUCUCUCUCUCUCCCUCUCGCUGACUAACAACACGAACUCUCUUUCUUCUCGUAGUUCUCGUAUCUGAUACAUAACGCAAUCAAUCAUUGGCCAUCGUCAGCAGCUGAAAGAAGAAUUCUUUUAUUUUAAAAAGAAAGAAAUUCUUUCCUUAUUGUGCAUGUGCCGCUCGUGUAUGUGAGUGUGUGUGUGUCUGCUUCGUUUUGUUUGUCCGCCCAUCUUCAGCGUAGGGUGUCUCAUUUGCCUAUACGCAAAUUGAUGACAGUGCCUCAUUGUCUUCCGUGAUUGUGUGUGUCCAGUGGCGAGUGCGUCAGCAGUGAGAGGGGAAAAGAAAAACCUGCCUUUAAAAAAGGACAAAUAUUCAAAUCUUUUUCUCUUUUGAUGGAUGGGUCUUCGAGGGUGGUUUUGAAAAAAGACGAGUCGGACCAAAAAUUAAGUCGGACCAAGCAAAGGCAGGUUCGAUCCUUGUAAGGUCACAAAAGGGAAAGCGUUUCUUGUCUCUCUCUCUCAUUUUGUUGCCGGUGAUUGCCAAAGUUAUCAGCUGCUGAUUGAAAGUUAGUGCACGGCAAAGUGAAAGUUGACUCGUCUCGGGAGCGCCGAUAAUUGCAGUAGAGGACAAAAUACACGAACAAAAUCUGCUGAUCAUUUCGUGCCUGUGUCGCUGGAUUGUAGAGCCGAAUUGUUCGGCCGGUCAUGCCGCACGGAAAUGCCGGCGGCCAGGAUCGUCAGUGCAGCAGUCCAGCGGGCCGAUUCGUUGCGAUCUGAACGUUCGGACGCAUCGCAAACCAAUAAACGCGUGUCGUUCAAUCGAGACGUUGACGUCAAGCACAUCAAUCACGCUCAACAACCGCACCAACAGCAGCAGCAGCAGCAGCAACAACAACAACAUCAAUACAUACCGAGAAUCAAAGGGCCGGCCCCUGCGCCGCCGGUCGGCAGUCACAACGUCGACAGACAUGACCUCAACACGUCGGCUGCUCCUUCAGCGUCCGUCAGCAACGCCGUGCCGCCCUUCUACAACGUCUACAAGGAGCCGACGCUGUUGAGCGAGGCCGAAUUAGCCCAGGAGGCCGAGCGUAUCAUCCAACAAGUGGAUCAAAUCAGUUGCACCGUAGCGUCGCCCAAUCCGCAUCUGUUGGCCAAUUACGAAACGCGCUCGCUCGAGCGACGCAAUCUGGCCGCCUCCAAGCGUAACAAUCAAGUUCAAGGAGACAACGGGCUCAAUUGGUCACGCACUUUACCUACAGCUUCGACUAAAAAUCAGCUGCUGAACGACGCAGGCAAGGCGGGUAGCGGUAAAAAGACCAAGAACAUCGAACAGAAGAACAACAUCCUCCAUCAGCAACAGCAACAGCAGCAACAACAACAACAAUUUGAGAAGCUCGAUCCCAUCAUCGAAUCGAGCCCGCGUCGACCUCAGCAGCUUGCGCUUGGGAUGAUGACCACCAUCUUGGACCAGCAGCAAGAACAAUAUCAACGCAACGGUAAAAGCCAUCACAACAAUCGGGACACGGCUCCUACGACUCCGCCCAAAUACGAUUCCGGAAUCGAGAUGGAAGCGACCAGCCGGCCCAACGUUAAUUUGAUUGUCCAACAGCUGACGGAAGAGUCGAGGCAGCGGGAGCUGCUCCGUCGUCAGUACCAGGAUGAGCUCAAUUUGGCCGAUGAUCCGCUGGCUCCUCGACUGCCGACCUUGAACCUGAUCGAGCCCGAUCCGCAAUUCGGAUUGACGCACAACCGAAAUUUGCCCUUUUCCUACACGGGCGGAGUUAGCCCGACUCGGACGAGUCCACUCCGCUCACCGCUGGGAGGGCCUCGUUUCACUUCGCCUCCUCCGCCCAGACCGGAAUUGCCGUCGGCCAAAACUGGCGGAGUGACCGACGUCGUUUACGCUCAAGUCAAAACAUCGGCGCAACAUCAGGGGAGGGGACAAUCGCCGUCGCCAGAACGUAACGUCUACCGCUCGUCCAACGGAGCCGGGGCGGACAAAGUGCCGGCCGGCAGAGGCAAAUUGUUUCAAUUCCAGGAGCAGCAGCAACAGAAACAGACGGAGGUCAUCCGCCAGCAUUUGGGCUACCAAAAGGGGGUCGGCGUAGCGAUCGAGCACGACGACGAGGAGGAGCCUGAAGGGCCGGUAGACGAAGAGGACCUGGACGCCAUCAAAGCCAAGGCUCGUUUCCUCUUCGGAGACGACGGCCAGGGCCAGCAGACUGAGCGAAAAUUGUCCGCAGGUAGCGGCAACAGCCGAGCGUUGGAUGCUCGCAACAACAACCGCAACAACGCCAACAAUAGUCAUGUCCAAUACAACAAUAACAACAACAACCACAACGCUUCGGGCGGUCUGUCGUUCAAGUACAGCACCUUGUUGAAGGAUCAACAACGGACGGGCGGCGGCGAGCAAGACGAUCAUCAUCCGGAUCGGAGUUACCAUCACACGACCAAGAUCCUCAUCGCUGGCAACGAGCAACAACAACAACAACAACAGCGGAAGCAAACAAGAGCGUCGGAUCAACGCGUUUUCCAGUACAGCGACGAUGAAGACGGCCCCCGUUCGGGCGGAAGAGGCGGAAUCAAAGUAUAUCAGGAUCGUUCCGUUUCGCCGGAACCUCGCAUCCAGCCGCUGACUAAUCGCAUCCGUUCGUUGCAAAUGCAACAACAACAACAACAAUCGAGGAAAAGCCCGGAACGAUCGUAUCAACAAAGAGAACCGGAAAGUCGGACGCUUCCGCUUCCGCAAAAGGCUAAUCAAAUGUCGAUGACUUCAACUCGCUUGAUCCAGGACGCGGAGCGCGGACGGACCGUGGUCCGCCAACGACCUGAGCCCGUCAUCCAUGCGUCUCGAUUGACGCAGUUCCAGAGUCGCUACGAGGACGACAUCGACGGCGAAGAAGAUUUCAUUCCGGCCGCGCCGAAACCGCCUUUGCGCAUUAAAAAACUGUCACGCGAGCGGAUGGAGGCGUCCCCACCGCGGACGACGACGCAAGCCAAGGUGGCCUUCAACACCGUCCCGUGGCGUCGCGACGAACGGAGUCCGGAGAGCAGCCCGGAAAGGAAUUAUCCAUUGCACCGGCCAGGCCAUUCCAAGAAAAUGCCAUCGCCUUACCGGUACCAACCGGCCCGCUCGUCCCUGACUCCCAGCCCGGAGCGGCGCGUUUCCGAUUCGCGUGGCUGGAACGAGCCCGAAACGAGUGCCGCCGUCCAAGCCAACAACAAAGUGAACGACGAGCCGGAGAAACAGGAGAAAAUCCGCCGUCAGCGGAGCAAGUUCUUGUCGGUUUUUCUCGGUUCGAAAGCCGGCAAGAGCGAAAAGAAAUCGGCAGCCGCUGCCGCGCAAAAGCACCAAACGCCGUCGCCUUCCGUCUUGAGUUCGCCGCCAGCACCUGCGGCCGUGAUUAAAAGCGGGCCGGCAGUCAAGCAAGUCAGAGGUCAAGCGCCGCCGCAAGUCGCUAAAUGGUCGGCGGAGGACGAGGCGGAAUUGGUUCGACAGAGUCGCUCGCUUUUGGUCAAAGGUCAAAGUCAUCAGUCGAAUCCGACGUCAGCCACCAAGACGACGACGACGGCCGCCAACAACAACAAGAACUCGACGAGUGCCACCGGUAGGCCGGUAGUCGUUAUCGAAGCGCCUUUCAGCCGCAAAAUGGCGCCGCAGCCACCUGUCACCACAGGUGAUGCCCCCGCGCUGCGCUAUCGUGUCGUCACUACGGCCAAUGGAACAAACAAAGAUGGAGGUCAUCGUCGACGCAGUUCCACUGACCGGACCGACACGUCCGAGAGCGACGGCCACGUCCACAGCCACCAGCGCAAUCAAUUCAAAAAUUUGCGCCAAAAAUCGCAGAGUUUCAACAAUUUGAAUUACCGACCGGAUCCGGUGAUCGUGUUGGGCGAGGAGCACCAGCACCCAAAUCGCGGCAAUCGCCACAACCAGGAAACUUCCGUUCAGUUCCAUUCUGGCCGUCGCUAUCAGGAAGAUGGCGGACGCUACAAGCCGCAACAGCGCGGGAUGGUGAGCGACGCCCGUCCUUACGCCAGCACCAAUUUGAUUCACCAAAUCGGAGUCGAAUCGGCCGAAUUGCGGGACCGCAACGCCGAUGAACAACGACGGGCUCCGACGGCUCCAUUGGCAAACGGGCCGUCCGAAUCGGCUCCGCCGCCUCCGGCGACAACCGCGGCCGCUGCUCAAUCUCACCGCCAGAUGCGCUACUUUGGCGACACAGACUUGGAGUCCCAACCGUCUCGCGGAGGUGGCUAUUCAUCACGCUACAUGCCCAAGGCCAAGGUGUUGCGAAGCGCCAGCUCGGCGGCCGGAAUGGGCGCUGUCCGCAGAGGUGUGUUGCAUCAGCGAGGACGACACCAACCCGUCAGCUCGGUCAACAGCUCAGAGAGCGACGGCAGCGCCAUGCAGAGCGCGGCCGGAAGCGCAGAGAGCCAGCGCUCCGUCUACUUGCACGCUACAACUGUGGCCGACAUUCCCGUCACUAGUCACGGUCGUACGGCCCAGCAACAACUGCUAGCGUCCAGGCGGCACAAAGCGCAAAGCCGGGAGGAUAUGUCCGCCCUGUCCGGCACGACGGGAUCGACGCUGAGGCGGACGCAGACCCGACAAAUAUCGCGUUCGUAUUCCGUGUUGGCGCCGUGGAAGCCGCGUCAUUACCGCGACAAGUACGAAAUCACGUACAGCAAUCAGCAACAGCCGGGCGGCGGCCAAUCAGCGCCGGCCAUGGUUGUCGGCGACGUGGGCAAACCGCCGAGGGCGCCCGUUCGGCGCCGGGAGGACGUCAUUGUCGAGUCGGAAGAUUCGGGAGAAGCGUACCGUCCAUCAGCGGCGGCGGGUCCUCCGGCCGUCGGUCAACGUCAGACUGAAGCGACAUCAUCCAGCAAAACUGGCGGCCCGUCCGUCUCUCGCUCAUCGACCAUGCCCAAAAACAGCAAACUGAUGGCCGGCUGGUUCCGCAAGAAGAAACGCUAGUCCAUCCGUCUUCCCCUUUCCAUCCAUCCGUCCGUCCUCUUUUUUAAAAACAAAGUAACACCAAACAAUUCCCCCCCUGCUGGUGCCCUCUGCCAUAUCCGAGACUAACUGAAAAACGUAAACAAAUUAUUACACAAUUAAUAAUAAUUCAAAGUGGGUUUUCAAUUUCAAACGGGAUAAAUGACGUUUUUUUUUUUAAUGUAACAUUUCAAAACAACAAAAAAAAAAUUUAAAUUCCCUAUUCCCUUGUCCGCCAUUAAUAAGAAGACAAAACGCCAAGAAGUCCGGAGUGCGCGUCUACUGGGCAUCAACUUGAAAUGUAGAAGAAGAAAAAGGGGAGAGAUGCAUCAUUUUUUUUCCUUGGGAUUUUCUGACAUGGGCGCGCUCUCAUGGCGGUUGUUCCACGAUUUUUUCUUCCUCGAUCCAGACGGGCCAAACUAUCGCCGUUGUUGCGCGUCUGUUAGGUGCUCCAGAUUCUUGCCUUCGCCCCGUGCUGCAGCAGUUCACAACAACAGCGGAUCAACGACGCAAUAAACAAGACCCUCUGACUGUUACUCGUCCCGGUUUUCUUUUUCUGUCUCUUCUAUUUUGGCAUCGUUCACCUUUUCAUCAUUCGUGUCGUCCCCAUCCAACACCCUAAGGGAAAUAUUAUUAUCAUUUUUAUUUUCAAGUUUUGAACAAGUUUUUGACGAUGUUGAGCAAUAACCAUUCCAAUAAUUGCCCGCCCGUGUGUGCCAAUUUCGCAUCAUAGUAGAGUCGUCUUCAACUGGGUAAAACAACUUUCUUUUUCUCUCUCUUCACAGAGACUAAACGUCAUCGGAAUGUCACAUCUUAGUUGACACCUUUCUUCUUUCUAGACAUAUACAUACAUUUAAAACAAAAACAUUUAAUAAUAAACUUAUUUUCAUCAUCUUUACCCAAGUCUUGUAUCGUUUUUCAGCUCCUUUUACCUCCACCUUUGAUGCCGUGUAAAAAAAUGAAACAUACCACGAGCUCAGCCUUUUCAAAUCGGAAAAUGCGAAUGAGCCCAUCCGAUCGCUGAAAUAAAAUAAUAAAAAAAAAAAAACACAAAAUAUGCGUCACGUAAUUUUAAACAAACUUUUUUAAAAGUACGAAAUGAGCAAAACUCUUCGUGCAUGUCUGUGUGAAUCGUAUGUGUACAAGAUUGGCUUUCGAUAAUGUCCUGAGAACAUUUUCUCUUUUCUUUUAUUCUUCCAAUUUUCUCUCGUUUUUGUUUUUUCACCUCUAAUCUUUUUAUUAUUGUUGUUAAUUCUUUACGAUUUCCCACAUAGCCAAACAGAAUUUGUAGUUUUUGUACAAUCGCAUGUUUUUCGUUUGCCUCCUCUUUGCCUCGUCUCCUCCUCCUCACCAUUUUGAUAUAAUACAAUAAAAGACUGAUGGUUAAACAAAA